Pelobates cultripes (western spadefoot toad) is the source of this 26481-nucleotide messenger RNA. Lineage: Eukaryota; Metazoa; Chordata; Amphibia; Anura; Pelobatidae. The record is from the annotation of a GenBank genome assembly.
GGGGCGUGGCCGAGGCCAGUGACGUAGCCGGUGUCGGUUAAGCAGCGCGAGGUGACUCCAUUGGCCCCGCCCCCUGGACAUGUUGAGCUGAGCAGCCUGCCCUCCCUGUCACUGCGCACACCAUGCUGCGGGCUUGCAGGAAGGCCCGGGCGGCGGCCCUGGCUAAGGUAAGCUGACGGCGGGUGUCUGCUAGCGCGAUGCAUGCUGGGAGCUGCCUUCACCGAGCUGGGAGACCCUGCGGCCGCCAUUCCCCCCCACCCCCGGCUCCCCACAGCCUCCUCGGGCUUCGCAGGGGGGACUCCGGAUAUUAUAUACUCCGUAGCUUCACCGCCGACUGUCUCCCGUGUUAGCCAAUCAGAUCGCUUGGCUUUGGCAGUGACAUUGGUCAUCGUCCAAUCAUGUGCUGCCGUCCUCUACCAGCUCAGCCAAUCACAGCUCCGCCUUGGAACCUUUCACCUUUUGGAGCGCCGAGAGGCGGGACUAGGUGUGAAAGACUCCCUCGGCCUCCAAUCAGCUGCAGUGGUUUAGUGAUUGACGUUUCUUUCGUCCAAUGGUUUGUGUUUGCGGGGAGGUGAUGGUGUGAGAGCUCUGAGGGCAGAUGCUGGGUGUAUAAAGGUGUCCAGUGCUGGGCUCCCAGAGUUCUAUACACAGAGAUAGUGGAUGGCACAGGUCACAUGACCCCCUGUGUCCCCCAUUAACCCAUGCAUUGCCCUGUGCAGUGACCAGCCAUCAGUGCUGAGCUCUAUCACCUCUAACAAGCCAUGACCUUGCUGUGUGUGUCACUGCCAUCCUCAGGGCCUGCCUGCAGCCUGGCCUGGCACACUGGGACUGCUGGCUGUCCAGCUAUACAAUAAAUAUAUGGGCUGAGAGUCAAUCCUCAGCAAUCACAAAUUCAUUAAAGUACAACUUUAACCCCUUAAGGACCAAACUUCUGUAAUAAAAAGGAAUCAUGCCAUGUCACACAUGUGUCCUUAAGGGGUUAAACUGAUCUCAAAGUAAAUCACUUUUUUUUUUUAAAUACUUUGCAAAUUGUUUUAUGAAGUUUUUUUCACUUUAAACAUAUGACUUUUGAAAUAUAGUGCAGCACACGCAACAUCAAUACAGUAUCUAAUGUUUUCAGAUCGUUGUGUCUUUCAUACAAUCCUGUACGUACUAACGUAUAGUAAACCUAUUCGUAUGAAGUCAAAAUAACGUGAUCACAUGUCACCCAGAGUAUACUAUGCCUCAUUAUUGCAUACGGUCAAGCCAAUAAUCAGCAGAUCUUUCCUCCACUUCCUAAUAGUGCACAGGUAUAUUUGGGGUCCCCCCCAGCUGUGUUCCUUUUUGUGAAUCAUAUUAUUAGUGUAAAAUAGCUGCAUUAGAAAACUUCCCAGGCAGUUAUGAUUUCAGUUUAAUUAUUUUGGCUUACAAUUUGAAAUUCACUUUGAUUUCAUGACCGUUCACACAUUCACCAAACUCUGAAUUGUAACAAAUGUAAAAGUCUGAAUUUAGGAAACAUUUAGGCCAGAAUGAGUGUUCUUAAAAUUUUGUCCUUCUAAGAUAUACAAAACUUUGCUCUGUUGGGCAGAAUUUUGUUGUUCAUAGUUUAAUUGACUGAAUAUAGUGAAUAAACGCGCACAGCUUCUUGUAAACGGCAACUCUAUCUUCAAUUGUUGCACUGCCUCCACACCCAGAGUGCGUAACCAGUUUGUAAAUAAUGCAAAAAUAUUUCCUCACUAAAUCAUCCUGCAGAUCCCAUACACCUUUUUAUCCAGGUAGGUAGUAGAGCAAUUAGAAUGCCUGUUAGAAGUCUGGCAAUGGAUGCAAGCAUAGACUUGUAUGUAAAACUCUACAGAAAGGUAGACGCCAGGUAUAUUAAUUUAACUGAGCCAGGCUUCUCUCUAUUUAUUAAACCUAGAAUUGAGGAGAAAAGGACAAUUUCAAACUUAAGCCCAAUGUAUCUUUAAAAAAAUAUACAAAAAUUAGGUGCUCACUAUAUACUUAAAAAGGAGACAGCAGUCAAUCCUACAAGGAUUACCAAAACCUUGUGAAAAUACAAGUAGGUGACUGCACCUAAUUAAAAAAAUAAAAAAAAAUGUUACCCAUAAGUGAGAUCACACAUUCAACAUAUAUGUACAAAUGUCAACAUAUGUCAAUCACAUUUUUGCCUCAUUCCACAUGGAUUCCUUGGAGUCUGUGUUUGCUGUAUACAACAGCUUUGAAACACAACUUAGAAAAUGAUGCAAAGCCAGUGAACCACUCAUGGACAGCUGUUUCGUUGUUAAUGCAAAUCAUCAGCAUGAGGUUGGUUACUGGCGUAUGUGUGUGUAUAGAUAGAUAGAAAUAAAGUAAUGAGAGCACUCCAAAAACUUCGAAAAUAUUGUGAAAAAAUUUAGCUUUUAUUCAGGCGUUCUGUGUGAUCUCACUUAUGGGUUAUAAUAUAUCUAAGCUUAAAAUAUUACAACUCUGCCCUUUUGGAUUAAAAUGCCAUUUUCUGCUAAUGCUUGCUACUCGGGAGCUAACUGCAUGCCAAGUUUAUGGGUCCUUAGAUUAAAAUUUAGUGUGUGUGUAUAUAUGUAUGUGUGUGUGUGUAUAUGUGUGUGUGUGUGUGUGUGUAUGUGUAUGUAUGUAUGUAUAUAUAUAUAUAUAUAUAUAUAUAUAUAUAUAUAUAUAUUGUUCAUUUAAUGUGUAUAUACAGACAUGUAUUGUAUACAUAUUGUAGGUGAUUUUGUGUACAUUUUCUGCUGAUCAUUUGUAGCAGUAUAACCUAAAAUGACACCAAGUCUUUUGAGUUACUGCUGAAUUUUAGGGACACUAUAGGCACCAGAACCACUACAGCUUAAUGUAGUGGUUUUGGGACAAUCCACCUUCUCUGCAGGUUGAGUGGUGUAAAACUGCCUUUUUCUGACAAAAGGCAGUAUUUGUUUACACUGCUGCUUAAUGCUACCUCUAAUGGCUUUCACUCGAACAGUUAUAAGGUGGACUUUUUGGAUUUGGUCCUGCAAAGUUUGCAGAAUUGAUGUUCAGCAUCUGCACACUAUGGCUUGACCAAUAUUGCUUUUUUUAGGGCCGAUAAAUGGCCAAUAGCCAAUAACGUGUAUCGAUAGUCUGUACAUUUACAGUUUUGAAAUAAGAAACCAUUUCUACACAGAUCUGCUGAACAUGUUUCUUAUUUUAAUGUUUUUCUUUGUAUUUUUUUUUAUUAUUAUUGAGAGCUAAAUAUACAUGCCAGUCAGAUUUGUAAUGCUUUUCAAGAAUACGUGUGUGUAUGUAGUGGCCCCAGCUUUAAAACCAACCACAGUAUUUUCCCCGCUACCUCUUGUAUCAAAUCCCCACAGUAUCAUUUAGAUUGUAAGCUCACGGGUAAUCUAGUUAUGCACUUUGUAUAAAAUAGCUUAAACGGUUAGAUCUCAGCUUACAGGCAGGGCCCACUCUACCUUUUUAUAUUUGUCUGUGUAUAUUGUACGUCCUCCACUAAUUGUACAGCGCUGCGGAAUCUGUUGGCGCUUUAUGAAUACCAGUAAUAAAUAAAAUAUUUAAAACAGAUCUCGUAUUUUUCACUAAGGAAUAGAGAUUAUUCAUUCUCGCUCUGUAGUUAGGGAUUGUAAGCCAGUAAUGUGAUCUGCAGUCUGAUCGUUAAUCUUCUGAGUUUCCCUUGGUCAGAAAUGACUUUUAUUUGCUAAUACCAGGCAGAGUUUGAAGAUCUAAAAUGGAUGAAUUGUAAAAUGCCAGGGGCUUGCACAUGAUGCCAGUGUCAGUUAAGACAAUUGCACACAAUUUACUCUUUCAAUCUGUCUUGUUCUUUUUAUUCUGUAAGCCUUGUAUUUGCUUCCUUUUGUUGCUAGUUUUGAAUAAGUGAUUUUAACAUUAAAAACUGUAUGUGGGACUUGUGAGUCACAGGGAAUCUUGGUUUUGGUACAGUUGUAGGCUUUUUCAUGGAAUGUAUUACUCACGGCAUAUUACUUGGCAUUUCAUAGUAGUUGAGGAAAUAAGAAAGACUCAACUGAAGUUCUAUCUAUCAUUGUUUUGGACUAAAAAAGGCAUUGCAGAGUCCUGGAUUGAGUUGUCAUAUGACAUGCUUUUGGGAGCAUCGCCUUGCACAUACCCUGAUAUCUACAGGUUUACAUAAAUCUAGUAUUGCUGAUAACAUGAUGUCCGAAUGAACUGGCUCUCAGUGGACAUGACAAGGUAACAUUCACUCAAUGAGAAUUGUCUGGAACUCGGUGAAUUUCAACUGUAAAGCCAAAGUAUCCUAGCUAGAACCAUAGCUGACUUAUGCAAUUUUUCUAGUUCAGCCAUUUUGGCCUUAAGUUUGAAAUUCACUCAAUUCUAACAGUUCUCACUUCGUUAAUAACCCUGUUUUAUUGAUUACCCAAAAAGAAAAGCCUAUCCUGCCCAGUAAAUGGACUUCUAUUUUGCUGAGAUUGUCACACAUUGUACAGCUAUAAUGGUAAUGUACACAUUAAAUUAAACUAUAACCCCAUCCAGAACAGAACUAUUUCAUAGAACUAAAGACACAAUCCCCCAUUACCUCAAAGUAGAAAUAUUGAUAUACUACAAAUUAUUAUUAUUAUUAUUUUAUUUAUUUUUAAAUGGCUUUGAGUGCCUGCCAUGGUACCUACCACUUAUGGCCAUUUGAAAGAAAAUACAAUUUUAAUUUUUUUAAAAAUGUGGCAAGACUGGAUAGAGUAUAGGGGUAAAGCACCAAUACACAGGCCGUAGCUUAAGUUUAAGCUUGCGUUUAUUAUUUACUUAUUCACUGUGAAGUACAGGGGAUGUAAGAUUAAUCACCCUAAUAAAGUUUCUCCCACCCCUUCACCUCUCCGUUUUUACUUACUUCUUAAGAGGUAAAUUUCAUAGUUAUGUUGGCAUAGGUAUGGGAACAUGUUCAUAACUAACACAUGUACCGGUAAUAAAAAAAGAGGGGGGAGAGAGAGAGAAAAGAUACUCGGAAUUUUAUGUAGAUAGAGCUUUUUAUUUUUUCUGAGAAUCUGUCCUUCUUAUUAAGAUCUGGGCUCUGAUAGAAAAGAAAACUGAUAUAUCUUACUAGGAAUAAUGUACAGAGAAGUGAGCUACCAUGAGUAGAGCCUAUGGUUAAUCAAGACAAGAGGGCAAAGUGUAUAAAAUGAUAAUGUGACUGUUUAGUGCUCUGUGGAUGGAUUGGAUUUUAUUGUAUUUACUGUAUAUUUACGUGGUUGCACAAAAGAGCAUAAAUAAGCAUAACCGGUUAGAAAUCAAGUUUACAUGCCACAUUAUGCUGUUAUGUUGCCUCCCUUUAAAUUUAUUUAUUUAUUUAUUUUUUGGGGUGUGUAAACAACAACACUUUAUGGUAUCCUAUGACAUCUGACUUUUUUUACAUUUCCUGAAAUGGCUCAAAGCAUCUUCUUUAAGACGAUAUGAGGUUCAUGUAGAAUAAAAGGAAAACGUAAAAUAUAGAAUACCGGUAUCAUGUACAGAUUCAAGGAUUUCAGAUAUUGUAUUUGCGUACAGUUUCGUAUAUUGUGCUGUAAAUAUAGGAUCACUUAAGGAUUUUAAUACAAUGUGUAACGUACUGUUUUUGUUGUAAAAAAGAAAAAAAAUCAAAUAUGUAUUGGGGGGAAAAAAACUGCUCUGUACAACCUUUCCAAAUGUGGACUUUGUAGCGUUGACUUCUUUAACAGAAUUUCAUGUGCAUUUAAUUAAACAUACUGUUUGUAUCACCUACAUUUGAGAAUCCCUACUUCACAAUAAAGAUCCAACCAGCCCAAGUCCCUAACAAUUACUCAGGGAUGCCCGCAGUGAGUGAGAACACUAAUUGAUCAUUAAAGUGACACUGAAGCAUUAGGAAUACAAACAGAGCUCAUCCCUUACCAAGCGGGAAUUAAAAAGGUGGUUUUUACUUACCCUUUCUCCGUUACCUCUGUCUUCACCGGCCGCCCAUUAAUCCUAAUGAUCUCCGCUAAACAGUGCUUCUCUUAUGGAAGCAAUGGGAGGCUAGUGCGCAUGCACCAUAACAGAAUUUGAUUUAGUUUUAAAAGACCACUGAAUUGAGAUGUUUCCUGCAUCUCUCUAUUCCGUAAGGUGAGAGACUGGCUAAACCUUGUAGGAGUUGACGUUAAAAGCUCAUGUCAUCUGUUUAUCUGCAUCUAACUGGUUAGUCUGUACAGUUUUGCUGUUAGAAUGUGCUUAUAUAUUGAACAGUUAGAUAUAUUUUACAACAUUCUCCUUGUUUAUUAACAGUACACGGUAGCAAUAAUCUAUAAUUCACACAGCUUUACAAGACACACACUUUAAAACAUAAAGUGAAAUCUGUAAUGAUAAACUGUUUUUUUUUUUUUUUUUUCUCUCUCUAGGAAUGCCUUUGUGCCAAAACAUCUCUCAGACCCAUACGUCCAUCAAGAGCCUACUCCACCAGCGAAUCAUCUGGGUAUAUCAUUUUAUUAAUUGUAUUUAAUAUAUUCUAUUGUCUCUUUAUGUAAAUGAAUUUGUAAAUAAUGAUCAACAAACUAGCAUGUGUAGUUAAGGCUUUUUGUUUCUUUGUGUACAUUGUCUUACGAGCUACUGUGUAGUUUGUAUUUCUGACACUAUAGUGUUCUAACUAUUUAGGGGGACCGCCUCCUCCCCUCCGAUCGAACAGAAAAGGUGUUUUUACACACCAUAUCUCAGAAGCCAUUUCGUCUUGGCAUGGCUGGCCCCGCCUCCAUGUCUGAGAUCCUCAAUCUUGAUGAUCUUAGCCAAUCCAAUGCUUUCCCAUAGGAAAGCAUUGAGAGGCUAUUGCGCAUGCUACGCUAAAUGCCGCGCUGCACCAAUCAGCAUCUCCUCAUAGAGAUGCAUUGAAUCACUGCAUCUCUAUGGGGAACAUUCCGUGCCUCCAUGCAGAGCGUGAAGGCGUUGAACAGCAGUGCUGAACAUUGUGCAACACUGGACUAGGAAGCACCUCUAGUGUCUGUCUGAGUUACUGCCAUUAGAGUUGUUCCUAGGCAGUAAUUUAAACACUUGUUGUUUUUCUGAAAAGGCAGCGUUUACAGUGCUCAGCCUGCAGUGACCGGUUAUGGGCAGCAGAUCAACUACAUUAAGUGGUAGUGGUUGUGAUGACAUAAGUGUCCCUUUGCUCAUUUGUUUGCUUUGUUCUUCCAUUUUAUUUGAUACAGGGAGUUGUAGUGUAUUUUGUGUGUAAACAUACUGUCUUCAUGUAAAGCUUUGUCCUUUUUGGAAGUCACAUGUCUGUGUGCCCUUCAUGACUUGCUGGCUUCACUUGGUAAAACCAGAUCUGUGCGCAGUAUGUCUGUUCCAAGUAAGCUAGUUAGAUCUCAUCUACAUUUCUAUUUACUGCACAGAAUCUAGAAAUGUGCUCUCAACAAUAUCAUUUAACAUAAUUUGGUUUAUUAUGGCAUUUUUAAUAGCACCAACUUUUUCCUCCGGGCUUUACAAUGUUAUAAAGGGGGGAAUUUAACUAACACAUGAGACAAACUGUUAUACAUUUUGACAGGAACAAUGGGUUAAUGCGGACCCUGUUUGAACGCGUUUACAAUCCAGAGGACUGUAAGGUUGGUUUGACAGUCUUUGUGUUGCUAUGCAUAAAUUAACUUUGACGGCUGUUUAGGGGGCACAUUCAUUUUUUUUUUUUUUUUUUUAAUCUACAAUGAAAGUGUUGACUCAAGGUCAUUAUUUAAAGGACAUAACUUUUCAGUGGCUAAUCAGGACUUUGUGUGUUCAUGAAUGGAAGGUCAUUCAAAAUAGCUCCGGAUUGAUGUUUGUAACCAAAAACCUAGCUGGACGCAUCGCGGCAGAGCUCCAGGGGUGAAAUACUAAUUUAGUUAGUUAAAUUAGCCAAACGCGGUCUUAAGCACUCCUCGCACAAGCUGUGCACUCUCGAGAACCCCUGUGACUAUGCACCAGCGGGAAUAUUGCUGGCGGCUCGAGGCUCCAUGACUAGAGGGGGGGUGGAGAGAGGUGGCCGUACUGACUAUGCAUUAUAUGUCACAUAUAACUUGAACAGUUGCAAUAAACUCUAGAGCCAGCGGAGGUGGCACAUUAUUUCUGCAGCUUGACCUUUCGUUAAACUAGCAUGUUAAAGUUUGAGCAAACCAUAUACUCUCCAUGCCAGGAAUUUAUGAUAUGAGUGCAUAUAUUGUGUUCGAUCUGUACAUAGACAUGAUUUCCUGGUAAUCAUCUUGAGACAGUAUAUCAUUUGUUAUAAGCUUAGAUGUGCAUUGCUUAAUCUGUUGGAAUUGCUUUUCAAAAUAAAAAUAAAAACCUGUAUAUUUAGCUCCAUAAGCUUCUAUACUAUACUACUGUCAAGUACACACUUGCUAUGACUUAUGUAUCUCAUUUCUGUAAUGUAUUUUUUUUUUUAAUGCCUCUAAUAAAAAAAACACAUUUACAAAAAAAUUUAUAUUCAUUUCAGAGAAUCAGCUCUGAAAAAAUCAAUAUUCUGAUCACUGUAGUAUAUUUCAAUUUUGCAUUUUUCUUUUAUAUGUCCGCAUUAUAAAAACAUAUGCUUGAAUUGCAUACUACCCCCCGAAUUUCCUUCAGCAAUGUCUAGUUCUAUCAGGAAGUAGCUAAUAUCUCAGCCAAUCUCAGGUCUAGCUUUCAGAUAAGUAGGAGACAUACUGAACAUACAAGUUUAUUUCUAAGCGGGUAAUGCUGUACAUUCCUUAAAAUGUACACCCUAAGCACCGAAUGUACUACAGCUUUUCAUUAGGCCCAAGUUAAAUCCAUUUGUACACACAUUAUAGUGCACUAUAAAUCCUGAACAUUUUUAACUAUUUGUAUAUUUUAGCAUAGAUUGAAUAUCAUCACUUCCUGAAUUAAGAGUUCAGAAAUGUGUUGCCAAACAAACGUACUGCCAGGUGCUGUCUUUUUAAUAUACUGUUUUUAUUACAGAUCAUCUGCUGGUAAAAUCAUUGCUGCCAGCCUCCUUUUUACAGGAGGUGGAAUUGGGGGCACAGUUCUUUAUGCCAGCUGGGAUCCCCGAUUUCGAGACAAUGUGGAAAAGUCUAUACCUUACUCGGAGAAACUUUUUGACUUUGCACUUGGACCUGCACAGAACACCUUGCCUGUUUCAAAGAGACCAGUAUGCUAUUUAACUACUUUAUAUAAGAGCACUUCUGAAAAAUGUUUAAUAUAAGAAUCUCACCAUAUAUGUAGUUUAAACUCAACUCUUGAUAUUACAGGAACAAUCUAUGCAAAUGCACCAUAAACAAUACAGCUCAGUUCAGUGGUUAUGGUACAUUUAGUGCUCCUUUAAAUCCUUUGUGUACUGUAGCAAUGUGGGUAGCACUCAAUAUGCUGUCUACUGUUUUCACCCACAAGCACCUGAGACCUGUCUUGCCAUUCUGGCAUAUAGACUCUUCAUUUAAAAUGGUCUGCUUGAGGUGUUUUAAAAGUAGCUGAUCUCAAAAGAGAACACCCAGCCUAAUGGUAACAGGACAUAGAAAUCAAGUACUAGCAGAGGUUAAAUAAUUGCCACUCUGCAGUGAUCAAACUUCCAAGAGGAGGCACUGUUGGUGAAUUAUCAAAAAUAUUCCAGAUCAGUCUUCUGAAAAAUUACAAUUAUGAUCUGAAUUUGGCCUGCCUUAUUUCUCUGAUCAUCAUCAUUUUUUUUUUUUUUUUUUUUAAAUAUACCCCCUUCUUGACUGCACCCCCAAAUGCCCCUGGACCCACCAUUUUCCCAUUUCUUAAAUCUUUAUUUUAUGCCCGGACCUAGGUCCUGGGUGCCGCCAUCUUUGUGUGGGCAGAUGAAGGCCCUGUGGGACUUGUCAUCUGCCCAUACUAGAUUCCGCUAUGAAAUUCCUGCGCAUGCCUAGUUUAACAUUUAGGCAUUUACUAUUGUCCGAAAUUCAGACGAGAACUUCGGCUAUUCAUUCAUUUGUCAGAAAGACGAAUGAAUAGAAAUGUCUAACGAACGAAGACUUCUUCAUUUGUUCGUUUAGUUUAUUACAAGGAGGGAGCUACUGGCUCACGGCUCCCCCCUUGAAUAUGUGAAGCACUGCUCCCCGCCACUUCCUAUCCUGUAACGGAGUGCCUCUAUCUUGGCUCCCUGUCAGUCAUUCACAUAGGCUCUGCUAGUUUCUGUAAUUGAACUGGAGGUACUUCUUCUCUUAAUAAAAUGUGUGCCCUGGUUGAGCUAGAACUGAACUGUAUAUUGUGAUAUAAAUUCCCAAAUUCUUAAUUACCAAUCUUUACCUACAUAUAAAGCGUCACAUGAAAAAGAGGCUAAUGCAAGUUAUGAGUUAUCACAGUAUUCUGUGUUUUCUACAACUCAGUGAAUUUUUUAUUUAUUUAUUACCGCUAUUUAAUUUCCUUAAUUUGCUUGAAUUCAUUUUGCUGCUAGGCCUUUUAAUUUUUUUUUCUUCGUAGCUCCAUAGUACAUCUCGCUGAGCUCAGCCAGUAAUGGUUUAUGUAUGAGAAUGUUGAGCAACUACUUCCAGUUUUAGAAACAAGCGCUUUAAGCAAUACACGGACAUGAAAAAUUGUUCAAUUUACUUAAACUUACUUUAUAUCUAUAUAUAUAUAUAUAUAUAUAUAUAUAUAUAUAUAUAUAUAUAUAUAUAUAUAUAUAUAUAUAUAUAUAAAAUAUUUUUGUUUUAAUUUAUUUUUUUUAAUAUAUAGUUAUGUAAUAAUUAGAACACUUUACAUGUUGGUAUGUUUUGAUGACUCCAGGUAUCAUCUGGACCGUUAAAGAUUUCUUCUGUGACUGAAGCCAUGAAAGAAUCCAAUCAGCGGAAAGAGAAGGCCGCAGCUCCCUCCAGUGACCAUGCUGAAGGUAAUGAUGCAGCAAAGUUUGCAGAUCAGGUCAUAGAAUGGAUUUUAAUAGUAGAUAAAUGCUAACUGGUCCAUGUAAUCUGCUUAUUCUUUAUCUGAAAACCCAGGCAUUAAUUUUCUUCUUUCCAUCUUAAGACAGCUGUCUGUAUAUCAAGUACUGUCUCUUUACUGGUAUUCAUUUAUUGCAUCUCUGCUGAUUUAAUUCUAACUUACCUUUAAGAGAUUGGUGUCUUUACCCCAAAAUUACAUUCUUGUAAACAUUCAGCCAUCACUAUUGCACAUCUUAAAUGUGUAAUAUAUCAAGUUUUUAUUUAAUUUUUUUUUUUCAUUCAUUUUAGCUUCAUCGCAUGUAGCCCAAAUACUGUCUGCCACCGGCGAAGCAGUCUCUGUACCAGCAGCAGUGGUGUAUGAGGAAGUAGUUAGCAAAGCUCCAGAAUCCACAGACCAGAAGGCAGACCACCAUGCUGGUAUGUGUUAACCACUUUCCCUCCUAAACUGACUAAAGCUUGUUUUGCAUUACAUUAUAUGUAAACACCCAGUUACCUGCACCUUGGCUUCAGAACUGGGUUUUCGCAAGGUAGAUAAACCAAAAAAAGGGCUCUAUCCUGUCUUUAUGCACACCUUUACUUUUGUAAAUGUCAUCUACCUCCCCCCUGCUCCUGUACUCGUCAGCAACGUUUGUAGGUCAUACUCCAUGACUGCAUUCAAGCAGACAGUAUGCUGUGAAGCCUUUCUCCUGAGUUCACUACAAUUAAUCAUUGCAAGCUACAAUCAAUCUUACACCAAGCCCUUAUUAUGCCCACCUACAGAAAUGUAUUGUCUGGUUGUAGGUUGAUUGCCCUAAAAUGCCAUCAUGUUCCUUAGGAAUACCAAUCUAGUUAUUCAUCCCUCUAUGUCACGCAUAUGGCACUAAUACUAGGUAGGUGCUAGAUACAGUGAGAGCAGGAAAUAGGGGAAAGAUACAUUUCCAAAACCUGUAAAAUAAAUACUUUUUUGUAGUCCAUGUAGCUUGGCAGGCUUUUGUUUGCUUUAUCCCGCUCCCACUUAGUAUUAUCAUCAGAGCGAGCACAAUACUUUAUCCCCCCCCGACCCCCUCCUCCCCAUCCAACACUGUCAGCUGGCCAUAUGAAACAUGGUUUCCUUUUCCAGUAACGUACCCCCAGAGCAUAGAUCCACACCUGUUCUGUUAAUAUAUUGGAUACAUCUAUAAAUGGUCUAGGUUCCCUCCAUUAUAUUUUUAUGUUUGGUGGUUGGGGGUAGCUGCAAUGUUUCUACAAGGAUUAAUAAGACCCAGAACGUUUGAAACGUUACCACUCUGUUUAUUUGGUGAAAGAAAGAUCUAUUGACAUUCAUAAAGUGUCAGGUGGGGUGCCUUGCUCCCUUUUUUAAAUACAUUUUAUAAAUCGUUAUUUAAAUUGGAAAAUACAUCAUAGGUAACAUUACAUGUCUAGUCAUACCUGGGGUGAUUAUCUUGUCUUUUUACUAUGGACAUAUCUGAAAACGUAUACUGCAGGGCUUUAUUCAGAUCACUGCUUUAAAUGUCAUUUAAAGGGACACUAUAUUCACGCAGACCACUUCAUCUCAGUGGGCUUGCUUGGAUGCAGUGGCCCUGUCCAUAUAGACCUGCAUUAUAAAGCAGUGCUGUAGCGGAUAAUUGUUAUACUGACCGCCACUAAAGUCUAAUUGGUUAUACUGAUGGCCACUUGAGGCGCUAUUGCUGCACUAACAGAGUAAAAUGGUCACACAGUGCCUUCUUAUGGGGAAACGUUAAUACAUGUGUGGUGCUUGCUGUGCAUGCGCAUUAUCUCCCAAUGCUACGCUAUGCGGAGUAUUGAAUUGGAACAUUGUGGAGGAAGCUAUGCAUCCUCAAUGACUAAAAUAUGUGACUGCCUUUCAUUCUCUUGGUGAUGGACUUGGCUGUAGCUAUUGGAUUACAAUUAAUCUCGGUUUUGUAUUUUGUUCAAUGUUGAAAUCAGUCUUCAAGUUGUAUGUUUUAUUCCUUCUAUAACCUAUGCUGACUUCUUUCAUUAAGGAGAGCAUUGUAAGGAGUGUGAGCAUGAGGACCCUCACGCCUUGAAAGAACGGCCGGCAGAGGAAGUGGCCGCUCGGCUGGUGGAGCAAGAAAAAGAAGAAAAGCACAGGAUUGAGUGUAUGUGAUCUGUAAUAUCUGCUAAAAGAUUGUACACAUCACCAAAUAGAACGCGUUUUCCAUUGUGCCAUAAUUAUUUAUUACCCAGCAGCUUGGGUUACCUAUAGUAGAUUAACCUGCCAGUACUUAUCGAAUGGUCUGCGGACUUCUAUAGGCCAUUCUCUAGCCGUGUUAUUAGAUAAGGGAAUACAGAGUGCAUGAAAGGGAAGCUUCACAUUUAAGGCCAACACGGACACAUUGAAAAAAUGUCCAAGUCAGUUAUGUUUUCAGUUAGGAUAUUGCGGCCUUCACUUUGAAUUCCUGACAGUUCACACCUUUGUAAAUAUGUAGAAACUGCUCUUGCAUGUUUGUGCUAUGGAGAACUUGCUCGUUACACUUUUUUUUUAUUAUUAUUUUUUUUUUUUUUAAUUGCUGCACCCUUAUCACUGGCAGUUGUAUUUCUAGGCAGAUAGACGCCAGUAACCUUGAUCCCAAGCUCCAGAUAAGAUAAAACAAGAGGUUAUGGUUAUGCUUCUUGGGUUUUUUUUUGUUUGUUUUUUUUUUUUUUAUGUGGCAUAUUUGAGGGAAAUAUAAUUGGGAGAUCAAUGGGUUGUAAAAAGCUUACCAUCUGUGGUGAGGAGUAGUUAGUAGCAGGAACCAUCCUCUCUCUGAGAAGGAGACCAUAUGUUGUGACUUGUACUGAAGGCUUUACAGUUGCUCAUCCUGUUGAAUUGCAGUGUUAAGGAACAGACUUGUUUCCUCUCUUUGGGUUCAUGUUCAAAAUGGUGGAUAAGCAAAUUGAGAGUAAAGUUCACAUUGAAUAUAAUUGUAACCAUGUAAAGACCUGUGUCUUCCUUCAUACUCCAGCUAUAGCAGCACUGCUAGAAGAGUCCCUGAGCAGUACUGCCCGGGUGACCUUACAGGCCAUCAACACACAGGAGUCUGCAGUUCAGGCUAUCAAUUUCCAUGCUCAGAAACUGAAAGAGGCUAUGGACGACUCCCAGGUAAAUGCAUCAACAAUGUAUUUCUGAUUUACCUCUGUAACACUGUGCCGAACCUUGGUAUGUUACGUUUGCUGUUUGUAAUAAAACUACAUCUGUUUUCUGUGUGUCAGUAUAUUUUCUUACCUUUUUAGUUGUCUCAAACAUCAGCCAUAUUAUGUACCUGGAUGCUAAAUUUUACAGUUAUUAGUCACUGUUAUUUAAAAAAACGUUUUUUUUUUUUAAAGUGUUUUUAAUGCGAUAAACAAAACCUAUCUGUUACCAUUUUAUAUAAUUUUUAUCUGUGUGUGUGUGUUUGGUACACACCAAAUCCCUCAGUAGCAAACUAAAUAGCCACUGUUAAUCUCCAUACUGAAAUCCUGCACCAUUCAGAAUUGUUGCACUUAGAGGGACUCUCCAGGUAUAAAAUAUGCAUGGCUUUCUGUGCAAAAAUAAUGUACAUAUUUGCAAGACCUUUUAAUUUCACAUCGAAGAAUGAGAUGCUUUCAUAAAUUGCAUGUGAUGAUGCUCAUACUUAUGGUAUCUCAUGUUCAUGCUAUCUCUCAUUAGGGGGGAAAUUAAUGCAAACUGCUGUAAUAUCUCCUGUACUAACUGCAGUAACUGGUGCAGGACUCUGUGUAUAACAGCGGAUGUACAAUUUCCAUGCUUGGCAGUAGGAUUGGAUGUACAUUGCAUAUCUCUCAUAUGUUUGGUAGUUGACAUCAGACUUUGUUAUAAUUUGAUGCUUUUACUCACACAUGGAUGCUACACAUUGAGAUUUAUGAAUUUUUUUCCCAUGGCUUGUUUUCUGAUCUGUUAGGCCUAACAGGAACCACAAACCUUACCACCUGUCUGUGACCCGCCUUUGUCCUUGUGAAAGUUAGGGGUAGACAGCAAGAUUCUUUUGCUUGAUUUGGACCUUUGCUCCUAGUUUACUAUAUAUGCUUACAAUCUAUUGGCAAGAGGCUCAAGUACGACUGACUGUUCUGUCCAUAUCCAUUUGAAUGAACAUUUAGACUUUGCAGUUCUAUACAGCAGUAUCUUUCUUCUGACAAUCUCAAGCCAUUGGAUGCAUUCAGGAAACUCCCUUCAUUCUGUUACUUUAUUUAGAUCCCGUCAGAAAACAAAUCCUUGCAGUGGCGUGAGCUGGAAGAUGCAUUAAAGGUGCGAAGCAAGGCUGUGGAUGAGGCCGCGGACUCCCUUCUAAAAGCAAAGUUAGUUUAUGUUUAAAUGUUUUUUAUAAUGAACAUGUAGAGUGAUUUCUGUCUAGAAAAUUGCAGUUGGAAGUGAUUGUUAAUUUGGCACAUUUUUAAUACAAUAUGCUGUUCACCAUUAAGCUGUUUCAGAACAUAUUGCUAUAAAGUAGGGCUAUUGACAGUGCAGCAUUACAACUCCGCAACAUCAUUUAAUGUCAAUUUCAUUCAGCCUAGAUGGUAUUGAUUGAGUGUUGGGCUUAUCCACCUGCAGUAUUCUCAGCCUGUCACCCUUGUUCACGCAUUCUUUCCAGAGGAGAUGGGGGACAGUCCCUCCGUGCCCAGAAGAACCCCAGUUUAUACUGCACGGAGUCCCCCAAACUGUUUGAUAUUAAAUUGGGGGAUGUCAUCAGGAGACACUUGACAACAUAAAUACAGUAAGCUGUAAUGGUUAUUGUACUGUGUUUUCUUCAUGUGUCAAAUGAAUACAAAUUAGAAUUAAGUCCUUUAGAAAUUCGAAAGGGCAACAAUGUACAGGAUUAUUUAUGAGCAGAAUUUGGACAUGCAGAAAUAGAUCAUAUGUGUUACAGCAGAUAUCCUGUUAGUCUUUGCCACGAUCGACCUAUAAGCAAGAGAGCAACACAAGUAAAGCUAUACAAAUGAUACAUUUAAAAUCCGUGCAGUAAAUCCUUCUACCUGAACCUGUCCCAUUUUCUAACUUGCUGAUCUUUUGUCUGUUAAUCUAUCAUAACUAGCUACUGAUCAUUAUACAUGGAAAAUGGAUUGUUCAUCCUAAACAGGGAUAAAGUGUUCAUGUAGUCCUUGGCCAUGUUGAGAGAUUACUGCAGAAUUAUUGCACAGUGACCUCAAACCUGGUGACUUCAAGCAGUUCUUGGUUAAUGGUCAGGAGUGGUCCUGAACAGAUGCAGAUUUGCAUUUCAUCAGCUGAUUGUCAAAUAAGUAAACCUGCCUACCAUAGCCUGACAGUUGGUGCUUUUCCUGUACCCAAACGUUUGAUGGCGCCUUAAUUGGUUUGUUUUGAUGCUGUAAAACAGGGAGGAGCUGGAGCGGAUGAAGCGUGUGAUUGAUGACUCCAAGAAAAAUGCCAUCAAUGGAAGCAAAGCUCAUAUCACAGCCGCGGAGGAGAACCUGCAUCGCAUGAUCGUAGAUCUAGAUAAUGUUGUGAAAAAGGUGAAUAUCCCAGAUGCCAAGUUGUGAUUUUUAACAUUGAGGCCCAACUUGAAAAAAAUCAGAUGAGCUGUUUUGACCUGAAUUAAAAUUCUGUUUAAAUGGACACUUUAGUAAAUAAUCUUGUGAAGACAGAAUUUCACUACAUUUCUAACUUUAUGUUGACUUCAUUGAUGAGUAAUUGUAUGAAAGUGGACUAGGUCCGUGUAUAAUGCAGGGUCAGCUGGAACAUUAUCUUCUUCGACUUGUCAUUAUACUGUAUUGCUCUGCCAUCUUGGUCUGUAGGUGCAAGCCGCUCAGUCUGAAGCCAAGGUGGUAGCCCAGUACCAUGAACUGGUUGCAGUGGCAAGGGAGGAUUUCCAGAAGGAGCUGGACAGUAUUACUCCAGAAGUACAGUCAGGCUGGAAAGGAUUAAGUAAGUGCUAAUUACUGUUUUAGUCUGACAGAUACUUUGAGAUGUGUGUGUGUAUAUAUAAUAUAUAUAAUGGCACGGUUUUGCCAAGACUACCCAAAUACCAAUCUUACAGGGACAGCAUAGUCACCAAAACCACUACAGCUUAAUGUAAUGGUUCUGUCCCUGCAGGCUGAGCAUUGUAAAUGCUGCCUUUUCAGAGUGAAGACCGUGUUUAGAUUGCUGCCUAAGUCCACCUCUAGUCGUUGUCACUCGAACAGCCACUAGAAGAGGAGCUUCCUGGACGAGGUCCAGCAAUCUUUGCAGGACCAAUGUUCAGUGUCUCGACACUCUGCAUGUACUCUCUCCUUAAGUGCAAUGCCUUAAUACAUCAUAUGUGAGUAAAUGCAGCAUUAGCACUAGUCUUCUAAUGCUUCCCUGUAGACAAACAUUCAUUUGAGAUCAUCAAGAUUUGUAAGGAAUUUUUAUUUUUAUGCACAUGAAAGGGUAGUCAACCUCUAAUUUUAUUUAUUUUUGUUUGUAUUCAUAAAUACAAAAGUGUUCCUUUUUAAAGGGGUUUUACCAUGCAUAAUAUAACUGCCUGGUUGAAUUAUCUUAAAUGACAAGCAAACCUAUAGAUGAAGAAUGCUUAUGUGUAUCAUUAAAUGAUUUCGCCAACCGUUUAUCAAUAAUGAUAGAAUAAUGGCAAUAGAGAAUUUUUCUAUCCGUUCCACACUACAAAACCGCUCAAAAAACCUUUUUAAAAUUUCACGCACGAACCGGAGACCACCCUGGAGCUUGUUAAGCCUAACUCAGUGAUGGCGAACCUAUGGCACGCGUGCCACAGGUGGCACGCCGGGCCCUUUCUGUGGGCACGCGGCCACAGGUUCGCCAUCAAUGCAGAGUAGGCGCCUGCCUGCCCGAAACGGCAGGCGCCUACUCUGCUUCCGGGUCGGGAGGCAGGGGGAGGGCUCUAGGAAGCAGCUCCCCUGUCCUCCCGCGCGAUGCUGUGUGGAGCGUUGCCGCGCGUUACCAUGGCAACGCUCCACACAGCAUUGCGGGAGGACAGGGGAGCUGCUUCCUGGAGCCCUCCCCCUGCAGUGCUUACCACCACCGGACCACCAGGGAUGGCUGUGUGUCUCCCCCCCCCUCCACUUCAUUAAAGGUAAGAAGGAGGGAGGGGGGAUAUACUGACACAGCACCCUUACCCUCCCCAGCAGUACCCCUACCCUCCCCAGCAGUACCCCUACCCCCCACACACAGUUACCCCUACCCUCCCAGCAGUACCCCUACCCCCCAGUUGUACCCCUACCCCCACACACAGUACUCCUACCCCCCAGCAGUACCCCCACCCCCCUACCCCCCCUGUACCCCUAACAAUACCCCUACCCUCCCCAGCAGUACCCCUACCCUCCCAGCAGUACCCCUACCUCCACACACGUACCCCUACCCCCACACACGGUACCCCUACCCCCCACACACGGUACCCCUACCUUCCCAGCAGUACCCCUACCUUCCCAGCAGUACCCCUACCUUCCCAGCAGCCCUCCCCACCCCUACCCUCCCAGCAGUACCCCUACCCUCCCCAGCACUACCCCCCACACCCUUACACUAUAGCACCCCACACACACAGCACCCCCCACACACAGCACCCCCCCCCACACACACACACACACACAGCACCCCCCCACACACAAAGCACCCCCCACCUCAAUGCAGUAUGUGUGUAUUCAGCAGUCUAUGUGUGUGUGUGUGUGUGUGCACUCAGCAGUCUGUGUGUGUGUACUCAGCAGUCUCUGUAUUCAGCAGUCUUGUGUGUGUGUGUGUAUUCAGCAGACUGUGUGUAUGUAUUCAGCAGUCUGUGUGUGUAUGUAUUGCAUUUGUUGGAGAUACUAAUAAAUAUAAGCUUAAUUUUAUCUAUUUAUAUCAUUAUUUAAAAUUUGUAUCAUUGAACUCUGUGUUCUUUUAAAACAAAAGUUAUUAGUUCGGACAACAGUACGAGUUGUUUUUUUCUAAACUUAAACCUCAGUAUUUGGGUUUAAUUGCCGUGUUGGCACUUUAAGGAGAAAAAAAGUUGGCAUGUAUUGCGGUUUGGGCACUCGGGCUCAAAAAGGUUCGCCAUCACUGGCCUAACUGAUACUUUGUAGCAAUUUCCACCGCAGUAUAUAGAUCAUGCAGCUUCAGUCUCUCUGCUCAAUUAUCUGCCAUUUAGGAGUUGUCACUUUGUUUAUGCAGCUCUUGUCACACCUCCCUGCAUGUGACUUACAUAGCCUUCCUAAACACUUCCUGUGAACUAAGAUCUGAUUUUUAAACUUACUGUAUUGCACAUUAUGUUUAAUUUAGGAUUUUACAUCCCCAUCUCUAAUAUCCUUCUAGAUCUUGCAGCUGUUUAAGUCCCUUUAGUAUCCCUUUAAUAUAAACUAUCCAAAAUAUGACUCCUAUUAUUUCUGGGUUGCACAGGUGAUCUAAAGUGCAAUUAUAAUAAAAUAUAUAUUUUUUUGCAACAGAAGUAACACAGUGAGUAAACAUGCCACGUGACGUGCGCAGACCAACUAAUUAAUAAGAUUUGAUUCAAUUUUCUGAUUGAUUUAUUAUUUUAUCUAUUUAGUUGUUUCCGUUCUACUGUCAGUAAAUAUUGUUGGUUUUUAUGCAGGUGGAAUAAGUUAUCUGAAUAUUUAUCGGAUAGAUAUAUGUAGAGACAUUUUUAUAACUUCUCAACAAACCUUUUUGCUUUUUCUGUUAUAACUUCUAUUCAAGCAGUGUUUCAUUUUACACUUGUGUUUGUGGGUAUGCAAUGUAGUGUUUUCUUUUCUUCUUUGACUGUUUACAAAUCUCAUUUUGCUCAUAUGUCAUGCCAAAUUGGGUAUGCGAUUUCUUCACUAGAAGGUUGCUAUUUUGUUGAAGAAAAAGAAUGCAAAUCAUAACUGUUAGGGAAUUGACACACUGCAGUCCGGUCUGGACCAGUGAAGAGAAGUGUAACUUGAGCUGUGACUAAUGCAAAAGGACUUUAUUGAUAUUUAUAAAGCGUGUACAAAUCAUCCAGUGAUCAGACCACUAUUAGUGGGGGGAAAUGGCUAAAUCCCUAAAUAUAGUUAAAGGACCACUAUAGUGCCAGGAAAACAUACUCGUUUUCCUGGCACUAUAGUGCCCUGAGGGUGCCCCCACCCUCAGGGUCCCCCUCCCACCGGGCUCUGGGGAGAGGAAGGGGUUAAACACUUGCCUUUCUCCAGCGUCGGGCAGGGAGCUUUCCUCCUCCUCUCCUUCUUCCUAGCGACGUCAUCGGCUGAAUGCGCAUGCGCGGCAGGAGCCGUGCGCGCAUUCACCCAGUUCAUAGGAAAGCAUUCAUAAUGACAGUUGAUUUUCACAGUGAGAAGCACGCAAGCGCCUCUAGCGGCUGUCAGUGAGACAGCCACUAGAGGCUGGAUUAACCCUCAGUGUAAACAUAGCAGUUUUUUUAAUCCUACAAUAUUAGAUUUGUAAACAGAACCAAAACUAAAAUGUUUAGUUAAAGGACCACUCUAGGCACCCAGACCACUUCAGCUUAAUGAAGUGGUCUGGGUGCCUGGUCCAGCUAGGGUUAACCCAUUUUUUUUUUUUUAUAAACAUAGCAGUUUCAGAGAAACUGCUAUGUUUAUGAAUGGGUUAAGCCUUCCCCCUAAUCCUCUAGUGGCUGUCUCAUUGACAGCCACUAGAGGCGCUUGCGUGCUUCUCACUGUAAUUUUCACAGUGAGAGCACGCCAGCGUCCAUAGGAAAGCAUUAUGAAUGCUUUCCUAUGCGACCGGCUGAAUGCGCGCAGCUCUUGCCGCGCGUGCGCAUUCAGCCGACGGGGAGGAGAAGAGGAGGAUCGGAGGAGGAGAGCUCUCCGCCCAGCGCUGGAAAAAGGUAAGUUUUAACCCCUUUCCCCUUUCCAGAGCUGGGCGGAAGGGGGUCCCUGCACUAUAGUGCCAGGAAAACGAGUAUGUUUUCCUGGCACUAUAGUGGUCCUUUAAGGACAAUGUUCUAUUUACAUUUUGCAUGAGCCAAAUUGACAGUAAAUGUAUGGAUCAAAAGAUAUUCUGUUUGGUAGAAAGUAGUCUGCAUGUCUGUCCCCAUGUUGCACUAUGGAAUAAUGUGACUCUUUCUUUCUGUGUGAGGUUCUCACCUUCCCAUGUAAAGCUUUUUGUAACCUUUUAUUUUAGAACAGAAUUUCCUUUUGAUCUAUUCAUUCUCAAUACGUGGUUAAACUACCUGGCUGACUCAUUUACUUUUUAUUUUUUAUUUUUUUUGGUCUCUGUUAUGGUAACUAUAAGCUUUUUCUGCUCCAGCUUUUGUGACCAGAACCCCAUCGGGAGACCUGGUCCAGCCGGACUGGCAAAUGUUAGCCUACAGCAUGUUGGUGUGGAUGUUUGGCGUGCAUGACGUAACUGCAUGGAAGCCUAAUCUCUGUGUUUAGUUCUUCAUUUAAUCUUUUCCAAACCUUCCCUUUUCUCUGUUUCAGAAGUGUCUGAUUUAGGUGAGUUUUCUUUCUGUCUGUAUUCAACUAAACCAUUUCACCUGGAGAAACCCAGUGAAAUCCACUAACCCAUGCAUGUCACACUUCAAUUUGUGUUGGUGGGAAAGUGUCUCGAAGAAUGUACAAAAAAUUCCGUCAUACCAUGGAUGGGAGGAAUCAAAGCAGGAAUCUAAUAGAUGGGGCAUACCUGAAGCUUUCCUAAUGGUCUCUUCUACAACUUCAGCAGAGACCACCUGAUGAGCUUUGGUCCUUGUAACCCCUUGUGUACCAAAUGGGUUAAUCAAUGCACAGCACUGAAAUGGUUUAGUUUCUGUAUCCGUAUAGUUUUUAUCCUCUUAAAAAAACAAAGCCACGUACCUCCCCUUGAUUUUUAUAACCAAAUUUCAUUCACUACAUCCAUGAUGGCUUACCUGUGGACUACUGACUGGAAAACCUAGGCCAUUCCAUCUGGACUGCCAACCCUGGCCUCCACUCUAGUAUAUAAUUGUGUAUUGCCUAGAAUCGGAGACGAUCAGCUUUCUGCCUCGUGGCUUGCGAGGCCUGUGACAAACCGCUCUGGGUAUUAUUGGCUGUGAAUUGGUUAAAUGGUAAAAUUCCCAAUCACACCAACCUAUAAUUCUCCUGCUAUUUUCCUUAACAUGGAGAUAAUUACUACUUUAAUUCCUUCCUGAUGGAUAAUAUCCAGGACUGUAAUAAUCCAAAGUGGUGAUGGUUAACUUCGUCACCCCAAAUGUUGGGUCAUAUCUAAGUUCUUAUGUAAAGGUUACCCAUCACAAAUAUAAAGGGAUUUCCUGAAAGCAGUGUUUCCAAAUUAUUAUUUUUAAAAAAAUUCUAUUUUAUUUUUUGUCACACUGCUAAAAAAAAAUUAUUUUUUUGUGCCUUCAGCAGCAAAUUUACAUAUUCAGUUUAGUUAACAGCCACACAGGAAUCCCAAUUUCAAGUGACACUUGUGAUUUUAUUUCUUAUUUUUUUUUUUUUUUUUUAUAUAUCCUGUGUCUGCAUUCAGCCUAUUACAGUGCUGAAGCCAGUGUGGUCGUGGCAUGAGGCAUACCAGUGAACCACAGGCCCAGCACACUGGUUGAAAACCACAUGUCAUGAAGGAGUUAAUGUAGUCAAUAAGUUUUGCAUAUCCUCCUGUUUGGUAUAAGCAUUGUAAGCCAUACCGUCCUUUCUUCUCCUAAACGCUCUGUGUUUUGUGCAGCUGGCAAGCUGAGCAUGGACGACCUUAAUUCUCUCAUUGCUCAUGCACACCGGCGCAUUGACCAGCUACACAAGCAGCUGGCAGAAUACAGAGUCCGCGAACAGCAGCACAUCGAGGCAGCCCUGGAGAAUCAGAAGCUGGAGGAUAAAAAAGCCCUGGAAACUGCAGUCACUAAGGCUCUAGAACACUACCGGUCUGAGAUUCAACUGGAGCAAGACAAGAAGGUGAAUAAUACAGAUCUACCGGUUCUUUUAUUGGGGCUAAAAACCUAAAUUAGGAAGCCCAAUGCUUUGUUUAGGUUACAUUUAGAGUUCUAAAUUUAGAUUUAGUUUAAGUAUGUUUAUCUAGUUGAAAUAAUUUUAUUCCUUGGAAUUAGACCAAACCAAAAAAAUAGGACUGUAAUCAUUGAUGGAGGGGAUGGGAAGGGGAUAUACUGUUGUUGUUGGCUGGAUGUGAUAUAAGGUGGGUAUAAGUAUUUGGUGAUGUUGGAUUACUGGAGGAAAUGAGUGAAUGUUAUUUGGGAAGGGGGUAUACGUUGACCCACGUCAUUCAUAUUGCUUUAUUUAAAAAUCUAAAAUUCUUAAUCCCUAAAGAUUGUGUCAUUAAUCUGUUGGUCACCUCUCUGGCACAGAAAGGAGCGAUGCAGUUACUGCUGCUGGCUUAUACAAUGAGCUAUUUUAAUAUGGUGAAUUUAUACAUUCAGGGAGUAAGGCAUUAACCGUCUAGGAAUACCCAUUAACUGUAAUGAUGAUGUUGCAGGUUGAAGAGGUGCGGGAUGUGAUGGAAGCAGAGAUGAGGACCCAGCUACGCAGACAGGCUGCUGCACACACUGACCAUCUGAGAGACGUUCUCACAGUCCAAGAACAGGAGUUGAAAGCAGAGUUCAACCAUGUAAGGCCUGUUGUGUGUAUGACAUUGAUCUCCUGAGAGUAGACAUCCCUCCUCCCCCAAUAACCACGGUCAGUCUGGUUUCCAAGGAAUUGUUGCUUCAACCAUGUCUCCUCAAGCUUUUGUUAGAGCACAAAACCUGCCUCUAUAAAAUCUCGUGAGAGGACUGGCAUUAAUAGUAUAGGCACCAAAACUACAUAGUGGAGCAGCUUUGGUGUAUAGACAAUGCCCCUGCAACCUCCGUGUUCAUUUCUCUCUAUUAUCUAUUUUUCGGUCUUCCUAGUCCUAGUAAAGCUGUAAGAACUGCUGAUGGUUCUUUGUUUUAUUUAAGUUAAAUCUGAAAACUUUUCACAAGAUUGUAUUGUGCGUGGGUUCUGGGAGAUAACUGAAUAGAAGAGCCGUCUCAUUCUAUUCUUCCUGGUAAAACAUUCUAUACAAAUAUUUAAAAUGGGCCAUUAAAAGGACUAAGUCAAGUCUUUAGGGGUUAAAAAAAGAAUGUUCCCUUUUAUGGCAAAGUAUUACUUAUUUUAAUAUAUAUAUAAUGAGCAGCCAUUGUUCUAGAGAAGGUUAGGUUUAAACCGGCAAAUAUUACAUUGCAACUUCUAAAUACUUAAAAAAAAUAAAAAAAAAUUUAUUCGAAUUAAAGUACCUUAAACGGGUUGCAAAAACGUUUGUAUUCAGUAUGGCUUCUGAAUGACAACACCUAAAAAAAAAAAUUGUGUUUUUUGCAGUCACUAUCUGAGAAGCUCUCAGAACAAGAUAUGCAGUUCAGACGUCUCUCCCAGGAGCAGUUAGAUGCCUUCACAUUGGAUAUUAACACAGCCUAUGCACGUCUCAAAGGCAUUGAACAGGCUGUGGAAGGUAAGGCUCUACAUACCGCCAUCAGCUGAUUCUACUAAAUCGCCACAACCUUGCACAGGCUAGAACAUGUGUAAAGCAGGAGCUCUCAGUUAACCAUAAUGGAGCUAAGCUUUGGAUUGGCUCAGUUAAACCGCAUUGCUCGUGUUUCAUAUUUGUAUGAUUUUAUUUUAAUGUCUAUCUGUAUUGUUAAAAUGAACUGGUUUAGUAGAUUACCAAACAAAAUUCUAUAUCGAUUCACCGAUUCAGCACAGUACUGGAGCACUGCAAUUUUUGAAUAAUUUUUGCCUCUUAAAGCUGAUCUGCCACUUUUCAGAAUUUCAGAAAGAUACAGUUGUAAUCAAAAUUAUUCAACCCCCCAUUGAAAAUCAGGUUUAUUUUCAAAAUUUACAGACUUUCAGCUGUUUGUAAUGAACAAGCAAAAGCUAUUUAAAUAGCUCAACACAACAAAUGCUUCAAGUGGUUUCCCCAAAUUCAACUAUAUGAAUGUGCAACGUAUGACUUCUCUAACCUCAAAAUGAGUCAAUGAUUUUCAAUUGGCGUCGACUCAUUUUGAUUACAACAGUAUAUCCUUUAUGAAAUCCUGAUCAACACUGCGUUGGAUUUUCAUUAGAAUUCCAAUACAAUCCAGAUACUAAAAGACAAAGUAGGGACUAUUGUGUCUAAUCUGAAAACCUGAAGAUGUCUAAGGUUUGCCAUCACGUUUUGUCCAACCCUAGCAGCCAUCCCAAAUAACGGCUGUUUGAUUCAGGCUCGGUCUAUGGAGGAUCCUGCGGUGUAAUGGGGUCCUCCACAGACCUCCCUGUCAUACUCACGCAUGUACAAGAGUACAGCUGAAGCAUCAGAAGCUGAAUAGGACAGCAGCAUGAUCUGUUACAUUUGGGGGUCUUUGCAUAAAUCCUAAAGAGCCCUAAAAACUGACAGAUCUGCUUUAGUAGAAAUAAUAAAUUUUCCUGAAAGUAAAGCAGAUUUUUCUACAUUGACCUGGGUGGCGAAAUUAUCUGGGCAUUUUGCAUUUAUUUUCUUAUUGGAUAUAAACACUAGAUAUGUUUUGCCUUCUUUAACCCCUUAAGGACCAAACUUCUGAAAUAAAAGGGAAUCAUGACAUGUCAAGUGUCCUUAAGGGGUUAAAUCAAGAUGCCAAGUUUAUUCCAACUGCACAGCAAGUCCGAUGAUUAAAACCUGUCUGUAUUCUUGCAGGACAUGCAGCUGCUGAAGAAGAAGCUAGAAGAGCCCACCAUUUGUGGUUGUCCAUCGAAGCCCUAAAGUUUAGCCUGAAAACUGCCUCUGGUGACAGCCCAACUGAACCCCUGGAGAGUGCAGUUCAGGGAAUUAAAGCUAGCUGCUCCAAAAAUGAAUUUACAGAGGCUCUGACUGCAGCCCUCCCAGAGGAGUCGCUACACCGCGGUGUGUACAGCGAAGAGGCGCUCAGAGCCCGUUUUUAUGCCGUCCGUAACCUAGCCCGCAGGGUAGCCCUCAUCGAUGAAACCAGAAACAGUCUGUACCAAUACUUUCUCUCCUACCUGCAAUCCCUUCUUAUAUUUGAACCGAAACAUCUGAAGCCCCCCAGCGAGCUGAGCUCUGAAGACCUAGAUACAUUCAAACUGCUUUCCUACGCCUCUUACUGCAUUGAACAUGGGGAUCUGGAGCUGGCAGCAAAGUUUGUCAACCAGCUGAAAGGAGAGUCGAGAAGAGUGGCCCACGAUUGGUUAACUGAAGCCCGAGUAACCUUGGAAACCAAACAGGUCAUAGAUAUCUUGUCUGCCUAUGCCAGCGCUGUGGGUCUAGGAACAACGCAAGUACAGUAACUUAGUGAGAAGGGAAAUUUAAGUAAAGGUGCAUCAGUGUUGAGAAUUUCCUUUCCCACCGUACACAAAAUAAAUCUAAUUUAAGUUAUAUUGUUUGGAGUCUGUAACCCAGUGAAAUCACAAUACAGUUUUGUUGCACUCCAUAAACGUGUUCCAGGCAGAGAUACUAUAUUUGUGAUGGUCAGAUUUUGACACGCCAGUUGUUGAGGAUAUUGGAUUCUGUGUUUGUCAGCCUGUCAAAUCCAGGCCAGAUGAGUUGAGACUUUUACACAUGCUUAAAAAAAACUAUAGUUAAAACUAGCUUGUAAUAACUGCCUAAACGUAUUUCUAAAAGAAGACUAAAGGCUGGUGAAUAAUAAUCCUCCAUAGCUAGUGUGUGAAACGUUGACUGUCACUGCACUAUAUAGUUUAAACUCCUUUAUCAAUACUGCAACCUCCAGGAAUGUCUCUCUACCCCCCAUCCCCUUAUAAUCUCAUAUUUUUAAGUUUUCAGGUUUUACUGAUCCCAGCUGAUAAAAAGAAAUCAUUUGUUGUCCUAAAUUCUACCCUGGAUCACAUGAAUAAACAGAAAUCAUAUCCUCUUGACUCCCGUUUUCCUAUUUGCUGCUGCUGCUAUAUAUUAUCUGAC